UGCACCUGGACACCACUGGACUCACAUUUCGUUGAAUAGCUUGGGAAAGAAGAUGGCGAGAAUGGUGUUGGGGCUAUUAAUUGCCUUGGCGUUCUUUGGCAGUUGUUUAGCAGACAGAGACUGUCGUGUGGAUAAUUUCGAAGUCAUGAAAGAUUUUGACAAGGAAAGGUAUGCUGGGGUCUGGUAUGCUGUGGCAAAGAAGGAUCCAGAAGGACUUUUCCUACUUGACAACAUUGUUGCUAACUUUAUAAUUGAGAAGAAUGGAAAAAUGACCGCAACAGCUAAAGGGAGAGUCCGAAUCUUAGAUAAACUGGAACUGUGUGCUAACAUGGUUGGCACAUUCAUAGAAACCAACAACCCUGCUAAAUACAGAAUGAAGUAUCAUGGGGCUCUAGCCAUCCUUGAGAGAGGACUUGAUGACCAUUGGGUUGUGGACACUGAUUACACCACUUAUGCAAUCACUUAUGCAUGCCGUCGCCGAAAUUUUGAUGGCACAUGCAGAGACAGCUACUCUUUUGUAUUCUCCCGUGACAUUAAUGGCCUCCCAUCAGAAGCUCAGAGAAUUGUAAGAAAGAGGCAGGAGCAGUUGUGCUUGGAUAGGAAGUACAGAGUCGUUGCUCACAAUGGUUACUGUGAAACAAACUAAAGAAAACUGAGGAUUCAAGAGAUUUUACAUGAAUCCUGUUGAUGUAAUGUUUACAAGUAAAAGAAACAACAUCUGAAAACUCAUCUUAUACCUAUAAGUUUAAUAACCUUUGUUUUUAAGGAAUAAAGAACAAUUAUAAUAGUAACAAUGUACAUAUGUUACCCAAUCCUCCAUUCUUUAAGUAUUUAAUAGAUCAUCUUCAGAGAAGCAUCUGUAUCCAAGCAAUGUACACCUUCUUUCCCCAGUUGAUUUGUCUAUUACAAUGAAAUACAUUUCUUUUAAAUCCUA
Xenopus laevis (African clawed frog) is the source of this 934-nucleotide messenger RNA. It is a transcript of the gene rbp4.S, whose product is annotated as retinol binding protein 4 S homeolog. Lineage: Eukaryota; Metazoa; Chordata; Amphibia; Anura; Pipidae. Gene Ontology annotation, cellular component: extracellular region. The transcript has 6 exons. The record is from RefSeq and is marked provisional. Gene Ontology annotation, molecular function: retinoid binding; retinol transmembrane transporter activity; retinol binding. Bases 53 to 646 code for a protein of 197 amino acids. Gene Ontology annotation, biological process: retinol transport.